Molecule: messenger RNA, 1590 nt
Organism: Clonostachys byssicola
Lineage: Eukaryota; Fungi; Ascomycota; Sordariomycetes; Hypocreales; Bionectriaceae
Source: the annotation of a GenBank genome assembly
AUGCGUGAUGGAGUGACCCUCCGUGCGGAUGUGUUUCGCCCUGUCACUAACGAGAAAGUCCCAGCCAUCAUCAUGUAUGGCCCUUAUGGUAAAUCUGGAUCAGGGUGGUUUAACAUUGACAAAUUUCCUUUCCGUGUUGGUAUUCCUGAGUCAAAGUUGUCUGGCUAUGAAAAUUUCGAAGGCCUCGACCCUGCUGAAUGGGUCCCGAAGCAAUAUGCCAUUGUCAACGUUGACGCAAGAGGUAUCAAUGAUUCCGAGGGAAAUGUGAGAUGGUGGGGUUCUGCAGAGGGAGAGGAUGGACACGACACUGUCGAGGAGGUUUCAAAACUCCCUUGGUGCUCGGGAAGAGUCUCAAUGGCCGGAAACUCUUGGCUAGCGGCUUGUCAAUGGUACACGGCAGCUCAACACCCGCCUCACCUGGCCUGCAUUGCUCCCAUGGAAGGCAUCAGUGAUCCCUUCAGAGAGCAUAUGCACCGCGGCGGAAUUCUGAACACGCGAUUCGCAACUCCUUUGUCGGCAUCUUUUAUCGGGAGGGGGCAAAGAGAUGACAUGCCAGCAAUGGCAGCUAAAUAUCCAGAUAGUAACGAGUAUUGGGACGACAAACGCGCAAGGAUGGAGGAAAUAAAGGUGCCUAGUUACAUUGUCGCAAGCUUUUCAACGGGCCUACACAAUGUUGGUUCUUUCCGCGGUUUUGAAGAGAUGGCAUCCAAGGAUAAAUGGAUAUCCGUCCACACUACCCAAGAGUGGUAUGACCUCUAUACCAAGGAGCGCACAGAUGACCUUGAGAAAUUCAUGGAUCGAUAUUUGAAGGGAAUCGAUAACGGCUGGGAGAAUACGCCUCGAGUCCGAUACGCCUUUAUUAACUUCAACAAAGACUCCGAGGUCAAUGUACCAUUCACUGACCUUCCAUGGAACCUUUCCAGCGCAACUGAAAAGCGCCUUUUCCUAUCGGCCGAUCGAAAGCUAUCACCGACGAAGGCGUCCGAACCGGGUCAAGUUAGAUAUCAAGCAGACGCUCCAUCCAAGUUGAUGGGACCCGACCCUGAUGAUCCAUUUUUCUCUCAUACUUUUGUUCAAGAAACCAGGCUCGCAGGACCCGCAACGGCUAUCCUCUACGUUUCUUCUCCCAGCAGUAAUGACAUGGAUGUACAUGUUCAGCUGCGCAAGGCGGACAAAAACGGAGAAGUGCUAACAUACGCCAACAUCCCGUUGAAGGACAUUGGGGUUUCCACAGUCUCGGAGGUGCCAGACCUUAACGUGUUGAAGUAUUUGGGGCCUACAGGAAUGCUUCGUGCAUCAAGACGCCACGUUUCUGAAGCUCUGUCUAGUAGGAGCAAAUCCUGGAGAACCCUCUCGCACAGUCAGGUCGAGCCCGUUGCACCUGGCAAUGUAGUUCGGCUCGAGAUACAGCUGUGGCCAACUGGGCUGAUAUUUGAUGCCGGGGAGAGGUUAUUGCUUUAUGUGUCAGGGCACUAUAUGACCCUGCCCGAGUUUGAAACAAUGCCGCCAUACGAAAAUCAUAACCGGGGCGAGCACAUCAUUCAUGUCGGUGGGGAAUAUGAUAGUUCUUUGGUCUUCUACCAGGUUUAG